Messenger RNA from Schistosoma margrebowiei, 3241 nucleotides. NCBI's taxonomy places the organism in Eukaryota, Metazoa, Platyhelminthes, Trematoda, Strigeidida, Schistosomatidae. The record is from the annotation of a GenBank genome assembly.
AAUCGAACUUGCGUUCAUUUAACGGUGAAUCCUAUUCUCGUGUAAUUAUGAAAGGUGUUUCAACAAGGAAUUACAAAGCGAAUCACAGAGGUGCGAUGAAGUUUGGUAAAUGUUUAUCAUGUGGAAAGUUUCAUCCUCGUAAUUCAUGUGCAUUUCGUAAUGCUAAAUGUUUUAAAUGUGGUAAGAUAGGACACAUUCAGUCAGUAUGCAAAGCUACUGUCCAUUUUGCUUCAACGAUCAUUUAUCUUUGUCUACUAUUUCGAAAGUUAAUGCUCAUAUACAUCGCUUGGUUCAUUUCAUGACUUUAUUGUGGACACAGGCAGUAUAGAGUCCAUUAUUGCAUUCAAGAACUUGAAAUUCUUAGAUCCUAACGUUGUAGUACGACCCACUGAAGUAUCAAUAUUGGGGGUUACUGGACACAGACUGCCCAUACGAGGAUGCUGUGAAUUGCUAAUAAGAGAUGAUAAUUCUUCAUACAUACCUUGUGAAUUUUUAGUUAGCAAAACAGGACUGUCAAUAUUAGGUUUAAAGAAUUUGAAAAGGCUUAAAGUGGAGUUGUCCUCCCUAGAUUCUAAGGAGAAUUCUGAUACUUUACUUAAAGAUUUGAUAGCUAGGUGUGCUAAGUGCAGUGGAGGUUUGAAAAUUCAGCCUGUAAAACUUCAAGUACAGGGUGAUCCAGUUUUUCUUAAAAGACGAAUAAUUCCUUAUGGUCUUCGAGAAGCAGUACAUAAGAAAUUAAACGAUUUGUGUGCGAAAGGCAUAAUUGAACCAAUUCAGUCUUCAGCAUGGGGUACUCCUAUCGUUACGCCACUGAAGUCGGACGGCAAGACCCCUAGAAUUUGUGGUGACUAUAGAUUAACUCUGAAUUCCCGUUUGUUGAAGCAAACGUGCACGACGGUGGAGGCUGAAGAUAUUCUAAAUUGACUUCAUGGUUCUAAAGUGUUCUCGAAAGUUGACCUAAAAGAUGCAUAUCUUCAAAUUCCUUUAGAUCAAUCUUCAUCUAUUUUGACGACAAUUAACACUCCGUUUGGUCUGUUCAAAUGCAAUUUUCUUCCAUUUGGUCUAAGUUGUUCUCCAGCCAUAUUUCAGGAAGUUAUGAAUAAAGUAGUUAGUGAUCUUGAAGGUGUUGAAGUUUAUCAAGAUGAUCUCAUUGUUCAUGGUUCUAAUAAGGUAGUUCAUGACCAGAGACUUAUUGCUUUAUUGCGUCGUUUAAUUGAGAAGAAUAUUACAGUGAAUCCAAAUAAGUGUUCGUUUUGUGUAUCUAGUUUUGAAUGCCUUGGAUAUCUAGUUGAUGGUAAUGGUUUUAGACCAGAUAUGAAACGACUAGCUCCGCUGACAAAUGCCCCGUCUCCAAAAAAUCUUACGGAAUUACGUUCACUGGUGGGUGCUCUUCAAUACUAUUCCCGUUUUAUUCCUAAUUUUUCUUGUCGUGCAAAUUGUUUAUUUGAUAUUUUGACAUCCAAUUCAUUCAAAUGGAGUGAUGAACUAGAGUCAUGCUUACGUAAUCUACUAAAGGUUCUUCAAAGUGAUGCUGUUCUUCGAACGUACUCCCCUAGUGUACAUUCUGUGCUUAUUACUGAUGCAUCAACUGUGGGAAUUGGUGGAGUUUUGGAACAGAAAGGUAGACCAGUUAUUUGUGUUUCACGCAAAUUCACUGUUACUGAACAAGGUUAUUCACAGACUCAGCGAGAAGCAUUAGCUGUGUUUUGGGCUGUUAAAAGACUUCAUAAAUAUUUAUUCGGAAAGAAAUUCACUAUUGUUACUGAUCAUGAAGCUUUAAAGUUUAUUUAUCAUCCUGAAAAAUCCUUAGCACGUUCCUCAGCUGCUAUGGUUCAACGAUGGAGUAUUGCUUUGAGUGCAUAUAACUAUACGGUUCAGCACAGAAGUGCCAAACAAAUUCAACAUGUUGACCACAUUUCUCGACAGUCAUUACAAGAUAAACCUAUUAAUACUUCGGAUUGUUUGUUAGUGCAACCUUUACCAGUGAGACGUCCAGAUUUCAUUAGAAAAACUCGUAGAUACUUUGGAUGUAUACUCAGUGCUAUACGGAAAGGUUGGAAUUCUAAUAUGAAACGUAGAUUUCGUGUCUAUUUUUCAAAGAAGGAUGAGCUAUCUACUACUCCUGAUGGUAUUCUGUGUUUAAAUGAUCGUGUUGUCAUUCCUCCUUCAUUGCGUAAAUCUGUUCUUGAAGAUCUUCAUAGUGGUCAUUUAGGUGUUGAGAAAAUGAAGUCCUUGGCAAGGCUCACAUGUUGGUGGCCAGAGAUAAAUGCAGAUAUAUGUCGUACAGCGAACAAUUGUGAGAAAUGUCAUCAAAUGAAAAGUCAUCCUUCGAAGUGGACGCCAUGGCCAGUAUCGUCUGAGGCCUGGCAGAGAAUUCAUGCUGACUAUUUUGGUCCGUUUCUUGGUAAAUACUAUGCACUAGUAGUUAUUGAUUCUUUUUCAAAAUGGCCUGAAGUUUUUUUACAACUUCACCUAAUUCUGACUUCACAAUCCAAGCAUUAAGAAAGGUGUUUAGUCGAGAAGGGGUUCCUAUGGUGUUAGUGACUGAUAAUGGUUCUCACUUUGCUGCAGAUGCGGUCACUAACUGGUUGAACGGUAUAGGGUGCAAACAUCUGUUUACUGCUCCCAGACAUCCGUGUUCUAAUGGUCAGGCAGAGAAUUUUGUCAGGACAUUAAAGACUGCUAUUGAUUCUAUAGCCGCCUCAACAUUUAAUGAGCUGGAGAGGGGAGUAGAUACCUUUCUAUUGCAAUAUAGAAAUGCCAGACAUUCGGUGACGAAGGAGACUCCAGCGAAGCUAUUGAAAGGAAGAAUUCUUCGGUCGAAUAUGAGAUGUUUGGAGUCUGCAGAAGUUACAUACUAUCGGGGAAAUGAUCUUCGACCAUCUACGGGUAUUGUUCUGAAGAAUGUCGGAAAAUCGAUGGUGCGAAUUCUAGACAUCAAUGAUUUAAGUACACACAGUCGACAUGUUGAUCAAAUACAAUUUCAGGAACCAGGUGAGUCUGUUCCAAUUUCCGUUGUUAAUUCUAAUACUAAUGAGCGAAUUCUAGAUAAUACAGAAUCCUUUUCGAAUAUAAUGGCAGACAGACCCAGGAUGAAUUUGAAAAGAAGACGUACGAUUGAUUACAAACACCUAGACUCCAACUUAAGCUGUGGCGGAUGUGGUGUUUGAACGAACUAAUGAUACUAUUGUACUUGUUGAUUGUACGAUUUCGAAUUCCAAAUACAGUACAUUCGGUUGUG